AUGUUCCAGCUGGCGGUAUUAAGCUUUGUGUUUGCUCCUCUAAUCCUGGUUAUAGCCCUUGGCACUAGCGUAACUCCUAUGCCAACUGAAACAGUACUCGUCUGUAGUGGAUCCGUACCGGUGGGGAACAUCGUAUCCGCCAACGGUGCCUACUAUGCCAUCUCAGAAACUACUGAAGAUGCCACCGGGAUGUGUAGUUGCGAUCGCUCGACCGGUCGCCUUGAUUGCGGAGUUCCUCCGACGUUCCCAAUCUCCACACCACAAGGACCUGCUGUCUGUCAAUCCCAAGGUACAGAAACCUGUGCUAGCUCAAACAUAUUUUUGUGCCAGACUGGCAAGCUAAUUGGCGGCUUGAAUUCCGAAGGAGGGUUUUUCGUCACCGAUCGACCCGAUAUGGCCAGCGGCUAUUGCCAAUGUGAUAUGCAAGGGGAGGCUUGGAGGCUUCGAUGUCCCGACUACCCUCUGUCAAGUUCCUUUGCUCAGUUUUCACAAAAUCAUAUCGACUGUUCAAAGCAAGCUGAUUGCUCAGGAUUGUAA
This is a messenger RNA of Puccinia triticina, 537 nucleotides long. RefSeq lists its product as uncharacterized. The transcript has 3 exons. Lineage: Eukaryota; Fungi; Basidiomycota; Pucciniomycetes; Pucciniales; Pucciniaceae. The coding region runs from base 1 to 537 and encodes 178 amino acids. The record is from RefSeq and is a predicted model, not a curated record.